AUGUCAGUCUCUUUCCCUCAAAACGGGACAGUCGACUGGACAUCCUUGACUUCAAUGACGGUAUCCGUACCGCUUACUCUGAUGAGUCGACUAUCGCAAGCCGGAGUUGACCAAUACACUCUUGAACUUGUCAAGUUCUAUGGGCAAUUUAUGAACCUACCGAGCCAACAUCUCGAGGUCGUGGAAAAAAGCCUCCUCCAAGCAAAAAAAUUCGGUUUCUCAGCUAACGCACUUUUCGUGGGUACCGGAAUAUCAUUGGUUCCAUCAUUAUUGGCGAGAACUAGAGGAGGAAUAGCCUUUUCUGCAGUCACAAUGGCUCUUCGGGCUUCCUUCGAGGCAAACUUCACAGCGAGAGUAUUAUCGGAAUGGCUGAGCUUUUUUGAGAGACCAGCAGAGCUUUCACUACCAUCAGUAAGCCAGCUUCAAGCUGUUAGCAAUGAAGUUGCUGGCUGUCCUAUCGACCCGGAAAUAGGCCAUGUUAUUUGGGGGCUCGAGCAACUGUUUGAAAAGAAUUCAGGGACAAAGCAGUUCAAGCCACCCACGAGCUUGACAGCGCCUCCUCUUGCUCAAGAUUUAGCAAGGGCUAUUCAUACCGUACUCACCAUACGACCAAAUCAGAACGUUGUUAUGAGGUUCAAAUCAUCUGUCGGACCAAGUGCGACCUGGCUCGCAGCCUUUGCCUCUAAGACAGUUGGGCUAAGUGUCUCCUUGGAGAUUGGCAAUAAAAUCGUCUGGGAACAACAAGAGAAGUAUUGCGCUACGUUAGGAUCUCGUGGUCACCUUCGCCUGGUGAUUGAGGUGUCGAUGGAUGCGGGAGGCCCUAAGCAACUUCAAGUCAUGAAAUCAGCAUCCGUUGAGAUCACCCUACAACGUCAUGAAACGAGUGUGGAAACCUCUUUCAGAAUAUCCCCCAAGGCAGUUGUAGAUAGAAUGCUUGAAGAAAUUUUCGAUAAUGCCGAGCAGCAGAAUUUGGCGAGGGAAUGCAUUUGCAAGGCAGCACAUCAUAUUUCUCAGAAACCAGCCGUCUUUGUCAAGCAGACCGGCAUGUCCCUGAAAAGCAGUAACUCACCAAGUGUUACCGCAACAUACCUGAUAAACAAGAAUCAAGCAAAAACCGCCCUUACAUUGCUCGGGAUCGAUCCUGACUCCAUAGACCUCUGGAUAACAGAAGCAAAAGCAGAGAUAGCCAAAGGACAAACACAAAAGAUUCUGGACAGAAACGGGCCACUGCCGAAAUGGACCGUGGAAGAAACGUUGAUAGACUAUCUUGGUCUCCCCUUUCUGACCGCAUUUAAGAGGCUACAUGAUGCAAGUCAGCAGGUGUAUACAGCCAAAGAACCCGGAUCUUGGACAAAACUGCGUCUUGAUGAUUUCAAGAGGAUUCUUACGCUUUGGACAGUGCUUACAUUUGUCUCUGUACUGGUUCCAGGAAAGGAUGUUAUAAGUCUUGAUGGCAGAAGAGUGUACAGUACGAUAGAGAGGUCAAACGGGAUCUUUUCGUCCUUUGGGUCUUUGUGGCAACUGUAUUAUUGUAAGUUGAAUGACGAGGGAUUUAUGGAGUACGUGCCGAUUAGGUCAUUCGAGGCUUCUACUGGCAAUCAGGAAGGUAUCUUCAAGACGCACUGUCUUUUAAUUUCGGCAAUUCAUGGAUUCGCUUUUAAUUUACUUGGAGGUCAUAUGGAGUUGAUCGGUUCUUCGAAUGACGACACUGCUGGAGUCGUCAGCGGGGGUACUUUUGUUGUGAUGAGCACUCUCCUCGAAUCGAAUCCAGCACGACCAAGAGAUGCAAUGACUAUUUUCGUAGGCCAAGGGUCAAUUUUUGUUAACCAACAAGCAACUUUCUGCUUGAAAUCUCUCAGCCGAGCUUUUAAUGAGCCAUCAGACUUUAAGUCAUCCUCCGAGCUUCAGCAAUUCGGCCAAACACACCCAUAUAUCUCAGAGAACAACGAUUCAAGCGAUCUUACACAGAUAAAGAUGAACAUGAGUCUCUACGUUUCCGAGAAGCCCGAUAUAUCGUAUGUGGCUUGGUCACUGAAUGGUCGCGAUGGAACCGACGUGCUAUUCGACGUGCUACUCUCCCCACAUCAAAUCUUGCACAAUCUUGUUCAUGCCCACUUUAUAGACUUUGACACACCAGCCGGUCAGCCCCCUCCGUAUUUUAUAAAGAAACCCUUCUCCGAGAGAUACAAAGCGGAUGAGCUAUUUGCCGAGAAUGUGGAGGAGUUGUGUUCUGGGCGCACCAAUGGUCUGGUCCAGCUGGCUAUGGCCUCGAAAAAUCAUGCAGCGCAGAUACUAGCCUUGCAUUACGCUUUAUGCGAUAGCUUGGUUUCAAGCAACAUCUAUCUAUUGCUGGCCCUCAUAUCUAACGGCUCGAAUUUUGGCGGUCUUGGGAGGAGAGAUUAA
Messenger RNA from Morchella importuna, 2403 nucleotides. RefSeq lists its product as uncharacterized. The record is from RefSeq and is a predicted model, not a curated record. Lineage: Eukaryota; Fungi; Ascomycota; Pezizomycetes; Pezizales; Morchellaceae. The transcript is spliced from 3 exons. Bases 1 to 2403 code for a protein of 800 amino acids.